AUGUUUGACGCAGCACACGCCAUCCCUCUGGAAAAUGCCUAUGUUGACACCUCAGUGACGGUCGAGAACCUGCGACGUUCCUUGCCGAACUCUCCCAAAGGAUACACUCCCACCUUCCAGAAUUGUCCUCAGAAUGCUCCUGUGGUUCGAAGCGCCGCUUCGCUUUCGCCGAAUGAGACACAAUGGUUGCAGAAGCGGAGAAACAACACCAUUGCCCCAAUGCGCAAUCUGUUGAGUCGAUUGAACAUCCAAGACUUUAAUGCGACGCAAUACAUUGAUCGUGUGGCCAACAACGCCUCUGCUCUACCCAACAUUGGCAUUGCCGUGUCGGGAGGCGGCUGGCGAGCACUCAUGAACGGGGCUGGAGCACUGAAGGCAUUCGACUCCCGCACCGCCGACAGCACUGCUAAGGGCAAACUUGGUGGUCUGCUCCAGUCUGCGACGUACCUGGCUGGCUUGAGUGGAGGGUCAUGGUUGGUUGGGUCGCUAUACAUCAAUAACUUUACGACCGUCGGGGCCCUACAGGCAGAAAAGAGUGGUUCGGUCUGGGAAUUCGGCAACAGCGUCAUUGAAGGUCCCGAGGAAAGCGGAAUCCAAAUCUUCAACACGGCCGAGUACUACGCCAACCUGGUGAGCGAUGUUGAUGGAAAAGCAAACGCCGGAUUUGACACUUCUCUUACGGAUCUUUGGGGUCGUGGGCUUUCCUACCAACUGAUCAACGCCAGCGAAGGUGGCCCGGCUUACACCUGGUCCUCCAUCGGCAUUUCGGCGCCCUUUUUGAAUGCUGAAGCCCCCUACCCUAUCAUCAUUGCCGAUUCACGAGCGCCGGGAGAAAAACUGAUCUCAUCCAACACGACCAUCUAUGAAUUUAACCCUUAUGAGAUGGGUUCCUGGGAUCCCACCUCUUUUGGCUUCGUCCCCAUGACUCAUCUGGGCACCAACUGGACAGCAGGUCGAGUGCCGGCUAAUGAGAAAUGUGUGGUAGGCUUCGACAAUGCUGGAUUUCUCAUGGGAACAUCGUCUACAUUGUUCAACCAAUUGAUCCUACAACUCAAUUCUACCGGGAUUCCCGACGCCCUGCGAAAUCUCGUUGCGGACUUACUGACGGACUUGGGUGAUAACAACAACGAUAUUGCCGAUUAUACACCCAACCCCUUCUAUCGGUAUAACCCGCAGACCAACCCUUCAGCCAAUUCAACGCGGCUUACACUUGUGGAUGGUGGUGAAGACUUGGAAAACAUUCCUCUUCACCCACUUAUCCAACCCAAUCGUCAUGUCGAUGUCAUCUUUGCGGUCGACUCAUCGGCCGACACCGACUUCUACUGGCCGAAUGGGACUUCGAUUGUGGCCACGUACGAACGGUCGCUGAGCGCCAUGGCGAAUGGCACCGACUUCCCAAGUAUUCCUGACGUGAACACAAUCGUCAAUUUGGGUCUCAACACGCGUCCAACCUUCUUUGGCUGUGACACGUCGAAUUUCACCGGUGGCACCAACAUUCCUCCCUUGGUCGUCUACAUCCCGAACUCGCCAUACACGACAUUCAGUAACGUCUCGACCUUCCAGCUGGAGACCAACAACACUCAGCGGGACGCCAUCAUCUUAAACGGGUUGAAUGUUGCAACCAUGGCCAAUGGCACCCGCGACACGACUUGGCCGACCUGUGUGGCUUGCGCGAUCUUGAGCCGCAGUUUGGAACGCACCAACACCGAGGUGCCUCAGGCUUGCACGAGCUGCUUCAACCGCUUCUGCUGGGAUGGCACGCUCAAUUCGACACAGCCAGCCAAUUACGACCCUAAGCCUGUUCUCCAAACGGUGAAUCUUCAGAGUGGAGGCUCCAAGCUCUUACCUAGGUGGGCGGUUGCUGCGGCUGCGGCGGCAUUGGGCUACCAUGCUAUGUAA
Cladophialophora bantiana CBS 173.52 is the source of this 1899-nucleotide messenger RNA. RefSeq lists its product as uncharacterized. The record is from RefSeq and is a predicted model, not a curated record. NCBI's taxonomy places the organism in Eukaryota, Fungi, Ascomycota, Eurotiomycetes, Chaetothyriales, Herpotrichiellaceae. The coding region runs from base 1 to 1899 and encodes 632 amino acids. Gene Ontology annotation, molecular function: A2-type glycerophospholipase activity. Gene Ontology annotation, cellular component: cytosol; intracellular membrane-bounded organelle. The transcript has a single exon. Gene Ontology annotation, biological process: glycerophospholipid catabolic process.